CGGCCCCUCUUCGCCUCUGUUGUUGCCAGAGCCGAGGCGCAGCAGAAGUCCACUUCGGUUUUUCCGCGAAGCUCCAAAAAUCUAUGAAAUGUGUUUGCAUGUUCCUCUCUGCAAGCGGGGAUGUAGAGGUGGGAUUGCAAGGACCGAGAAAGCUGGGGGAACCCACGCGUUCAGCCUCAGAGAAAGUACGGCUUUUUCCUACACAACUGACGCGCAAUCAUUUUUUUCUUUCCACAUUUGUCACCAACAGGCAGACACUCAGUAGGAUUGUGUUCUCGGAGAAUACGCUCUUUUUUUCCUGCUCUUUUCUUUUUUUUUUCUUUUUUUUUUUUGUCACCAUUCUGCACGGCAGGCUGAGAGACGGACCGCUCGGACUGUGGGAGCCCUCCCCUCUGCUCCGAUCUGCUUUGUUUCCAGAUGGCCCAUUGGAGAGCGUGGAUGAGGCCUGAGCUGUAGUGGGGCAGAGGGCUUUGGGGCCUGCCUGUUGUCGGCUUCCAGAUUCAUCCAUUGAGGUGAGGCGCCAUUCUCCACCAGGGCAGGACACGGACCAGGAACAGGUCUUUGCUCCCCCUCCUCGCUCACCCCUGCCCCCUUUCCACCCUCAUCCCCAACCCAGGCACAUACGCUCUGGACCAUGUCUAGCGAGCCGUCGGAGGGGGGUCGGACAGAUGACCAGGAGCGGAGUAGCAGCAAACACCACUCUCCUGCCAUAGAACGCAGGAACCGCAGCGGCAUCAUCAGUGAGCCCCUCAGUAAGAGCCUUAAGAACUCACGCACCCUCUCCCAGUACACAGCCGUCUCCUCGGCCAACACCAACGGACACACAAACAAUAAUGAGGCGAAGAGUCACUCGGCCAAGCCUCAGCCCGCCCCGCAGCCCCAGCCAACCGUCUCUGCACUGACAGCAGCCAAGUUGGACCGAACCCUUGAACAGGUUCUGGAGGGACAGAACGGCCUGCUGCACUUUGCUCAGGCGGCAGCGUUGUUGAAGCGGGCUGGUAUGGAGCACAUGCUCCUUCCCGGGGGCAUGGGAGUAGGAGUUGGCGGAGGAGACGCAGGCUCGGGGGCUAGCGACUUGGAGGGUACGUCUGUCACGGACGCCGUAGGUGGUCCCAUUGACUUCCCAUAUGGAGUAGGGGGUGGUUUCCCUUUCAACCCGGGUCUUUUCAUCAUGACGCCGGCCGGAGUGUUUCUGGCGGACAGCGCACUGCACAUGGCCGGCCUGGCCGAGUACCCGGCACAGAGCGAGCUGGCCUCCGCUAUCAACUCCGGGAAAAAGAAGCGAAAACGUUGCGGCAUGUGCCCACCUUGUCGACGGCGGAUUAACUGCGAGCAAUGCAGCAGCUGCCGGAAUCGCAAGACGGGCCAUCAGAUCUGCAAGUUCCGCAAAUGUGAGGAACUGAAGAAGAAGCCCUCUGCUGCUCUGGAGGUAAGAUGGAGAAGGUGAUGCUUCCUACAGGAGCAGCGUUUCGGUGGUUCCAGUAGGACUCCUCCUCCACUCCCUACCCAAAGCUCUGCCAUCAAGUGCAAUGCCAACUCCUGGAUUGUCUCCGGAAAAGAAACUGGCUUAUACACAAACAAACAAGCAACAAGUAAAAUAAAAUAAAAAAAACAACAUCAAAACAAUGACAAAAAAAAAAAACAA
Messenger RNA from Labrus mixtus (cuckoo wrasse), 1645 nucleotides. RefSeq names its product CXXC finger protein 5a (gene cxxc5a). Lineage: Eukaryota; Metazoa; Chordata; Actinopteri; Labriformes; Labridae. Gene Ontology annotation, cellular component: nucleus. The record is from RefSeq and is a predicted model, not a curated record. Gene Ontology annotation, molecular function: zinc ion binding; methyl-CpG binding. The transcript is spliced from 3 exons. Bases 635 to 1447 code for a protein of 270 amino acids.